CUUCGAGAGACGCACCAUAUCCUGAAACGAACGUGUAGAUCCUACCGCAAGUGAUGGAGAACUGCAGCUUGCACAGUACUACAUGUCGAUUGCUUCUUCUGUUUUGAACAUUCGUGCAGAUUUCUUUUGCAAUUCGCAGUCGAUUUCGAUCAGCGUCGUCGUCGGAACUCACACCAAGCAGGCAAGCAGCAGACGGCAGACGCCAUCAUCUUCUUUCCCCGCCAAUGGCGUGGAGGCAGCUCCGCCGCGUAGACGCUUGAAGAUCGCUCACGUUAUCUGCAGGCCGCCGCAGCAGUAACUGAAAUACGUAUUGACCGGUGCUGCCUUUUCGGAGAGGGCUCCGUCAUCGGCCGUUAGGUCGCCUACGGGCUCACCGGCCGAUGACAAAUUCCGUCGUCGUCCGGCCGGCAUUAAUGCGCUGUCCUGAAGCACCGCUCGAGCUCAGGCACGCCGCCGCAGGACGGCUGCAAGUUGAUCGCUGGGGCUCCGGCAUGGUCACCUAUAAAUACCUGGCCAGACGCACCGGCAAGCUCCAUCGAGCCAUCUCCUCCAUUUCCGAUACACACCUGCAGAGCUAGAAAACAUGGCGAACAAGGGGUUCUUACUGGCUCUUUUCAUCGCCCUUCUUGGCCUGUCGUCCAACUCGGCGGCCGGGCAAGUUCUGUUUCAGGGCUUCAACUGGGAGUCAUGGAAGCAGAACGGAGGAUGGUACAACUUCCUCAUGGGCAAGGUGGAAGACAUAGCCGAGGCCGGCAUCACCCACGUCUGGCUCCCUCCAGCGUCGCACUCUCUGGCCGAGCAAGGCUACCUGCCGGGGCGCCUGUACGAUCUCGACGCGUCCAAGUACGGCAACGAGGCGCAGCUGAAGUCCCUGAUCGAGGCGUUCCACGACAAGGGCGUCAAGGUCAUCGCCGACAUCGUCAUCAACCACCGCACGGCGGAGCACCAAGACAGCCGCGGCAUCUACUGCAUGUUCGAGGGCGGCACGCCCGACUCCCGCCUCGACUGGGGCCCGCACAUGAUCUGCAGCGACGACCGGACCUACUCCGACGGCACGGGUAACCCCGACACCGGCGCGGACUUCGGCGGCGCCCCGGACAUCGACCACCUCAACACGCGCGUCCAGCAGGAGCUCAUCGGCUGGCUCAACUGGCUCAAGACGGACAUCGGCUUCGACGCCUGGCGCCUCGACUUCGCCAAGGGCUACUCCGCCGACGUCGCCAAGAUCUACAUCGACAACACCGAGCCCAGCUUCGCCGUCGCGGAGAUAUGGACCUCGCUGGCGUACGGCGGCGACGGCAAGCCUUUCUACGACCAGAACGCGCACCGGCAGGAGCUGGUGAACUGGGUGGACCGCGUGGGCAGGUCCAGCCCGGCCACGACGUUCGACUUCACCACCAAGGGCAUCCUCAACGUCGCCGUCGACGGCGAGCUGUGGCGGCUCCGCGGCGCCGACGGCAAGGCGCCCGGCAUGAUCGGGUGGUGGCCGGCCAAGGCCGUGACCUUCAUCGACAACCACGACACCGGCUCGACGCAGCACAUGUGGCCGUUCCCCGCCGACAAGGUCAUGCAGGGCUACGCCUACAUCCUCACGCACCCCGGCACCCCAAUGAUCUUCUACGAUCACUUCUUCGACUGGGGCCUCAAGAACGAGAUCGCACACCUGGUGUCCAUCAGGGACCGCCACGGGAUCCAGCCGGACAGCGAGCUGCACAUCAUCGAGGCCGACGCCGACCUCUACCUCGCUGAGAUCGACGGCAAGGUCGUCGUGAAGAUCGGAUCGAGAUUCGAUUGUGAGCACCUAAUCCCCGAAGGCUUCCAGGUCUCGGCGCACGGCGAUGGCUACGCUGUUUGGGAGAAAAUCUGAGCCAAAUCUGUGUCUCUGGCACGAAGAACUUUUGCAGUUUUGACCUGCAAGUUUUUCUUACCUAAUACGGGAUAACUGCCACCUAUAUGCGAGAUGAUCAAGUACUAAUGAAAGGAUGAGAGGCAUACAUAUUUAUAUAAUUGAGUAAUAAUGACAUGUACUAAUUUUUUUCACUAGAUAUGAAAUGGUGCAUGGUUCUUACUA
This is a messenger RNA of Panicum virgatum (switchgrass), 2071 nucleotides long. Its product is annotated as alpha-amylase-like. NCBI's taxonomy places the organism in Eukaryota, Viridiplantae, Streptophyta, Magnoliopsida, Poales, Poaceae. The transcript has 4 exons. Gene Ontology annotation, molecular function: calcium ion binding; alpha-amylase activity. Gene Ontology annotation, biological process: carbohydrate metabolic process. The record is from RefSeq and is a predicted model, not a curated record. Bases 584 to 1867 code for a protein of 427 amino acids.